UUCUUUUUCUCUAUUUUUUUUUAAAGUAUGGAUGCGCCCUGGAGUAACAAAGAAACACUUAAAAAAUCAAACAAGUUAGAACGCUUGUCAAACGAGAUCAAGGACUUUGAAAGCUAUAUUGCACCUACAAAGAAAGAACAGCUCAAUAGAGAUACAUUAUUGUAUUCCAUUACACAAUUGGUCGAUUCUUUAUGGCCAGGCAAUACGGUCACUCCAUUUGGUUCUAGUGUUACAGGUCUACAGUUUCCAGCAAGUGAUAUUGAUCUCAAUGUCAACUUUGAAGUCUUACCAAAAAAUAAUCCAAUUGAUGUACUCAAAGUGAUUCGAAAACAAGCUGUUUCACGCCAUAUCUUACCAAACUAUUCGACGCGACUUGUGGCGAAUGCUAAGGUGCCUGUUUUGAUGGCUACAGAUGAAAAUCAAGUUUCCAUCGAUAUUACAGUACAGAAUGAAUGUUUUAGUUCUGAUCGUACAGCUGUUUGGCUUAAAGAAUACCCCAUGCUAAAGCCGUUGUUUAUGGUGCUUAAACUAUCAAUAGCAAACUACCGAAUCUCAAGUUUACCUACAUUUGAGCCCAUGUCUGCCAAAACAGCAGGACUUGCAAGUUAUUCACUGAUAUGUAUGAUUGUGAGUUAUAUUCAGCUUCAAGCAUCAUCACAACAUCCUUCUGAUCCAGAAUAUUAUGCAAAUCUCUUGCUUGGAUUCCUGGAUUUUUAUACUGAAUUUGAGAACACACGUCAAGCUAUUUCAUUAGAGGGUAAAGGAGCUUAUCUCGCCAAGAAUCAGACAGACAUUAAGAUUGAUACAAAGCCAGGAAGACUCACCAUCAUUGAUCCAGAUGUGUCAAAUGCCAAUGUGGCUCGUAGUACAUUUCGAUUUGACACAUUAAAAACUAUCUUUGCUAAAGCACGUGACGACUUGCGCAAACGCAUAUCCAACAGUACAAAAGGAGAGUCAAUUCUGUCUUCUAUUCUCCAGGUUCAAUCUCAUUACUUUGGUGAACCAAGAAGUGAAGGUGCACGAUUUAGAGUAAGACAGAUCUGGAUCAACACAGGCGAAGCACCAGUUAAAUUUCCCCGGAAGAGAUUUAAUCAGGCUUAUCGUCCUAACCUUCAUGUUGCUGGCCACCGUUAUGAAGAUGAAAGAAAGCCAUAUAGAGGCGAAAGACGUUACAAUCCAUACAACAAUAACAAUAACAGUCCACAACGAUCGUAUAACAAUUCAAGAGAAGAAAGUUAUGAUCGAGAGUAUCAGCGCCAUAAGAAGAACAACAAUUCUCAUUUAGCUCAACAUUACAAAAACAAAGCAGAUCGAGCCAAGAGAAGAUGAUGGACUGUAAUGGCAAUAAAUCUUGACUGAAUGAAAUAUUAAAACGAGACUUGUGCAUUUGAAUACAGUUUGAGAGCAAUCUGUCUUUCCUGCAUAGGAUGAGGAGAAGAAUUCCAGCUUAUCAUGUAUUGAAACAUCUUUUUCUCCCUGGUCUUUGUUCUUUAGGGAGGAAAGGCUAAAGAGAGAUUGAUAUGAUUGAUGUGUGCUUUAUUUGACAGUAUUUCGAAUGCAUUCAGUGUAAAUACAUUGCAGAAAUUAUCAAAUUUAUUUGUUUGUCAAAAUGAUUAAGUAAAGC
Molecule: messenger RNA, 1624 nt
Organism: Gilbertella persicaria
Lineage: Eukaryota; Fungi; Mucoromycota; Mucoromycetes; Mucorales; Choanephoraceae
Exons: 5
Coding region: 28-1329 (433 amino acids)
Biological process (GO): RNA 3'-end processing
Cellular component (GO): TRAMP complex; nucleolus
Molecular function (GO): mRNA binding; poly(A) RNA polymerase activity
Source: RefSeq, a predicted model, not a curated record